This is a messenger RNA of Opisthorchis viverrini, 1084 nucleotides long. RefSeq lists its product as hypothetical. Lineage: Eukaryota; Metazoa; Platyhelminthes; Trematoda; Opisthorchiida; Opisthorchiidae. Gene Ontology annotation, molecular function: protein binding. The transcript has 6 exons. The coding region runs from base 7 to 987 and encodes 326 amino acids. Gene Ontology annotation, cellular component: THO complex part of transcription export complex. The record is from RefSeq and is a predicted model, not a curated record. Gene Ontology annotation, biological process: mRNA export from nucleus.
CACACAAUGGGUUCAGAUGACCUGACUCGAGUUCGCAGUUACUUCCUCCGUAACUCACGAGUAAAGGAGUUUUCUGGGUAUGGUGGGAAGAUUCACACGCUUGCUUGGAAUGUCAGUGGUUCAAGAUUGGCUUCCGGCUCUUCGGAUAAAUUGGUCAACCUAUACGCAAUCGAUUCGUCCAAACUCGUGAAAGUUCACACUUUUCGAGGCCACAACGAAAGUGUUGAUCAGCUGUGUUGGCACCCUUCGGAUCCUGAGCUUUUGGCAACUGUUGGUGCUGACGGGGCUGUUCGCCUGUGGGAUUGCCGCUCUAAGAAGGACCCGAUCACGGCUCAACUGAAAGGGGAAAAUAUCAAUUUGGCUUGGUCUUCAGAUGCACGAUGUAUAGCUGUUGGUAACAAAACCGAUCUGAUAUCUUGGCUCGAUGUUCGUGCAGGGCUGAAGCCAAUCCAAUCAGAACAGUUCAACUUUGAAAUCAACGAGUUCGCUUGGAAACCGAAUACGGACAUUUUCCUUCUCACCACUGGACUGGGGAGCAUUUUGGUGUACAGUGGGAAACCCGGAGAUAUGCGACGGGAAACGAGCCUUCAAGCACAUCCGGUCAAUGCAAUGUGUCUACAGUUCACUAAUUCCGGUCGAUAUUUUGCUGUGGGUAGUGCCGACGCUCUUGUUUCUAUUUGGGAUGCAGACGAGUUCGUCUGCAUUCGAACCCUGUCGCGGCUGGAAUGGCCCGUUCGAACUCUGGGUUUCUCUCACGACGCAAAGUUGCUCGCAGCUGCCAGUGAGGAUCACUUCAUUGACAUUGGUCACGUGGAAACAGGUGAACAAGUAUGUCAGGUGGGGAUUCAUUCAUCGGCCACCUUUGUUCUCUGUUGGCAUCCCAAACAGUAUUUGUUGACUUACUCCAGUGAGGCCAAAUACGAACGGGAGCAGGGAGUCAUUCGAUUAUUCGGUUUCCCUUCAGACAGCAGUCGAGCAAUGGAAUGAUUUCACCACUCCCUCCCCCUCCUGCAUAUCCACUUGUACAGCUUCCAAUCACGCUUUACCCUGUACACGUUUUUUUCAGUUUGUAUUUCAUUUUCUU